Molecule: messenger RNA, 2045 nt
Organism: Ziziphus jujuba (common jujube)
Lineage: Eukaryota; Viridiplantae; Streptophyta; Magnoliopsida; Rosales; Rhamnaceae
Product: acetate--CoA ligase CCL3
Exons: 3
Coding region: 109-1812 (567 amino acids)
Source: RefSeq, a predicted model, not a curated record
CUUUCACUGCCAACGAAUUCUGCCACCAAAAAUAAUACAAUAACCAAACGCAGAGCAGAGAGAGCCAGAAAGAGAGAGAGAGAGAACAGCGAAGAAGCUGCAGCAGAGAUGGGGGUGGACCGAGACAUAGACGAUCUUCCAAAGAACGCGGCGAACUACACGGCUUUAACGCCGGUUUGGUUUCUGGAGAGAGCGGCUGUGGUGCAUCCCACCAGAAAAUCACUGGUCCAUGGAUCUCUAUCCUACACGUGGCUACAGACUUACCAGCGUUGCCGUCGAUUGGCCUCCGCUCUCUCAAAGCUCUCUAUCGGACCCGGUUCCACUGUAGCAGUAAUUGCACCAAAUGUUCCAGCUAUUUAUGAAGCCCAUUUUGGUGUUCCAAUGGUUGGAGCAGUGGUAAAUUGUGUGAAUAUUCGUCUAAAUGCAUCAACUAUUGCUUUCCUUCUAGGCCAUUCAUCAUCUGCUGUUGUGAUCGUGGAUCAAGAGUUUUUUUCCUUGGCAGAGGAAGCUUUGAAAAUCUUGGCAGAAAAAAGUAGAGGCCAUUAUAAGCCUCCAUUUCUUGUUGUCGUAGGGGAUGAAAGUUGUGACCGUAAAACGCUCGAAUAUGCUUUGAAAAGAGGGGCUGUUGAAUAUGAGAAGUUCCUAGAAACCGGUGAUCCUGAGUGUUCUUGGGAACCACCAAAGGAUGAGUGGCAGAGCAUUGCUUUGGGUUAUACUUCUGGUACAACAGCCAGCCCUAAGGGUGUGGUAUUGAGCCACCGUGGGGCAUAUCUUAUGUCUUUGAGUGGAGCUCUUAUAUGGGGGAUGAAUGAAGGAGCUGUAUACCUCUGGACUCUACCAAUGUUCCAUUGCAAUGGCUGGUGUUACACUUGGACUCUUGCUGCUCUUUGUGGUACAAACAUAUGUCUUCGACAGGUUACAGCCAAGGCAGUCUAUGCAGCCAUAGCCAAGUAUGGUGUGACUCACUUUUGUGCUGCACCUGUGGUACUCAACACCAUAAUUAAUGCUCCACCAGAGGAGACUAUCCUUCCUCUUCCUCAUGUUGUAAAUGUAAAUACCGCAGGUGCUGCUCCACCCUCUUCUGUGCUCUUUGAAAUGUCCAAAAGGGGAUUCCGGGUUACCCAUACUUAUGGUCUCUCUGAAACUUAUGGUCCAUCAACGGUAUGUGCAUGGAAGCCUGAAUGGGACUCACUUCCCCUUGAGAAGCAAGCUCGACUUAAUGCACGCCAAGGGGUUCGGUAUAUUGGCUUGGAGGGCCUUGAUGUCAUCAAUCCCAAGACAAUGCAACCUGUUCCUGCUGAUGGAACCUCCAUAGGAGAGAUUAUGAUGCGCGGAAAUACUGUCAUGAAGGGUUACCUAAAGAACCCGAAAGUCAAUGAUGAGGUUUUCGCCAAUGGCUGGUUUCACUCGGGGGAUCUUGCUGUGAAACAUCCUGAUGGGUACAUCGAAAUCAAAGACAGAUCAAAGGACAUUAUAAUCUCUGGAGGUGAAAACAUUAGUAGCUUGGAGAUUGAGAAUACUCUAUAUCUGCAUCCUGCAAUUUUAGAGGUUUCAGUGGUUUCCAGGCCCGACGAACAGUGGGGUGAGUCUCCUUGCGCUUUCGUGUCAUUGAAGCCUAACGUGGAUAAAUCUAAUGAACAGCGUUUAGCAGAAGAUAUAAUGAAGUUCUGUAGGUCCAAGAUGCCAGCUUAUUGGGUUCCCAAAUCUGUGGUGUUUGGACCAUUGCCAAAGACAGCAACAGGGAAAAUACAGAAGCAUUUGCUGAGGGCCAGAGCAAAAGAAAUUGGGCCUGUUAGGAAGAGCAAAUUAUAGAUCACCGCCAAAAGCCCAAAAAAAAAAAAAAAAAAAAAAAAAAAAGAUGAGCAAAUUAUAACUGUAUGUUUGUGACCGAAUGAAAUAGUAUCUGCGAGGUGUUUGGCACAUGUUUUCUCAGAUUAUAUAUGUAUUUAAUAGCCUUUUUAACUUAUGCAAACAGGAAAAAAACUUUUUCCUCUGUAAUAAUGCUUCUUCAUUAUUGGAGGCCUUUGAAGGUUCCUUUUAUCAAA